Molecule: messenger RNA, 1131 nt
Organism: Aureobasidium subglaciale EXF-2481
Lineage: Eukaryota; Fungi; Ascomycota; Dothideomycetes; Dothideales; Saccotheciaceae
Exons: 2
Coding region: 135-803 (222 amino acids)
Cellular component (GO): cytoplasm
Molecular function (GO): phosphatase activity
Source: RefSeq, a predicted model, not a curated record
CUCAAGUUCAUUAUCAUUUCAAUUCAACCACAAGCAUCUCUUUUCUCACACAGCAAGCGUAUCUUUACUUCUAGCAUCCCAAGCGUUAUACUUUUUGAACAAGCACCUAUUCCAAGCAGGGUCAAGUCUUAAUCAUGCCACCAACUCUCCAUCUCGUCCGCCACGCCGAAGGCUUCCACAACUGCUCCUGGCAUGGAGAGAGUAUCCACGACCCUCUUCUCACGGAAAAGGGCGAAGCCCAAUGCGCCGAGCUUUGCAAGAACUUUCCUUACCACGACAAGAUUGACCUUCUGAUGGCCUCUCCCAUGAAACGCACCAUCCAAACCUGUAAACUCAGCUUCAAGCCCGCCGUCGAAAAGGGCCUUAAAAUCAUGCUCAUGCCUUUAGCUCAAGAAAGCUCCAACGAACCAAUGGACACGGGCUCCGAAGUCUCGGAGAUCAAAAACAUGUUCGGGGACCUCGUAGAUGAACACCGCAUCACCGACGUUUUCCCCCACUGGACAUCCAAUUGCGGCCGCUUUGACGAGGACCCAGAAGUCAUGAUUGAGAGAGCUACCAUGCUACGUCUGUUUAUUAGGGAUAGAGAGGAGAAGAAUGUGGUGUUGGUUUCUCAUGGCACUUUUGCGCAUGCUAUUACGGGAAAUUUCUCGAGAGAGGGGGAGCAAUUGACGAGGAUGUGGGAGAAUGCAGAGUGUAGGAGUUACACCUUUGAUGAGGGGGAGGGGGCCAAGAUUAUUGAAACGGAGGAGAGUAUUGCUAGGAGACCUGAUUUGGAGAGAAAGGAUUCUCCUCAAGCCAAGUGAUUUGUGGGGUUUCUUUGUACGAUGAUGCAUAUGUAUGAUUAUGAUUGUAGGAGUAUGAGAAUGAAUUCAUGGGUAUGAAUAUCGUUGAUGAUUAUGCAGAACACACUUCCCCCUCUAAGCUUCACUCUCAAUCUCCUUGAGCAAGGUAUCGGCAGCCAGUUUUCCGAGGUUGUUGGAUGCCAGAGGAGAAUCUCCAGUCAAGACAUAUCUAUCCUGGUGAGUUUCUCCAGUGAUCUUCUCGUUCAAAAUCUGCACACCGAGUCUCUGCAGCUCUUCACCAACCAACCACUUCAUCUUGCCUGGGAUGUAUCCGAUGUCAAUGUUUGCG